GUGCUUGCUCCGUGCUGAUCAAGGCAGUAGGAUCAAGGCCCUAUCGUGCUGAUAUUUGAUCGACCGCCGACAGACAGAUGCAGCAGUGAAAGGCCGCGCGGCCGGUCAGUGUUGGGUCAGUGCUGCGAGGCCUUGGCUGCGAGUAUACCCGGGAGCGGGGUGCACGGGUGUGGGGUGCUGCGGAGUGGUGGCGAACAGCGGACUGAAAGACCGGCGAGAGACAGUGGAGAGGCAACGGAUCGGUGGACGUACCUAGCCAUGGCUGAGACGGCGUCGACAGCCAGUGGCGACACACAGAACUCCUCAGCAGAAGACAGGCGCCAGCACACAGCGGAUCGAAACGAUCAGAGUCCCUCUGAGACCACCGACGACCCUUCUCAUAAGCUUCUCUACGGCGUAAAUGAUGUUCCUCCCUGGUACACGUGUCUGCUGCUUGGGUUACAGCAAUUCCUGACGAUGUUGAACGGCUCUGUGGCGAUGCCACUGAUGGUGACGCCGUUGACCUGCAUGGCAGACGACGACCCGGCGAGGGGUUACAUUAUCGACGCUACCCUCUUCGUGUCCGGCAUCACCACGCUGCUACAGGCCACCUUCGGCACCAGGCUGCCGAUCGUACAGGGUCCCAGCUGGACCUACCUCGCGCCCAUCGCCGCCGUCAUGCACCUGCCCGAGUGGAAGUGUCCCGAUGUCGACCUGCUGGCGAACAUGAGCUCCGAGGAGCGCAGCGGGCUGUGGCAGCCGAGGGUCAACGAACUGCUUGGGGCGCUGGCGGUGGCUUCGGUCAUACAACUGCUGCUCGGUGCUACCGGAGCCGUCGGCCUGCUGUUGCGCUUCAUUUCGCCCAUCACGGUCGUCUGUACCAUCACAGUGCUCGGCAUCGGUUUCUUCGAGUCGUUCCGUGGAAUGAUGUCUUCCCACUGGCCGGUGUCGUUACUAACAAUGUUUUUGGUGAUUUUAUUCAGCCAGUAUCUACGAGACGUGAAGAUACCAUUUCCAUAUUGCACAAGGACAAGUAAAGGAGUGAUACGUGUUCCCAUUUUCAAGCUUCUACCGGUGCUGCUGAGUAUAAUGAUUAGCUGGUCUCUGUGCGCCAUACUGACCCACGCAGACAUACUGCCGGUCGGUUCCGCGGCCAGAACAGACCACAAUCUCAACGCGCUGAGCGAGGCUGUUUGGCUGCAACUGCCGCUGAUCGGACGCUGGGGCGCCCCCACCGUCCACAUCGGACCCGUGCUGGGCAUGACUGCCGCCGUCCUGGCCUCCAUCGUCGAAUCCAUCGGAGACUACUACUCAUGCGCCAAAAUUUCCGGCGCGUCGGCGCCGCCCGUACAUGCUAUGAAUCGUGGCAUCGCCAUCGAGGGUCUGGGCGGCAUCCUCUCGGGACUGUUUGGAGCCGCCAACGCGUCCACCAGCUACAGCGGCAACAUUGGCAUCAUCGGCGUCACCAGGGUGGGCAGCCGCCGUGUGGUGCAGUUAUCCGCCAUCUUCAUGAUCCUGUUCGGCCUGGUGGGCAAAUUCGGCGCACUGUUCGUGUCGAUACCGGCGGCCAUUUACGGCGGCGCAUUUGUCGCCCUGUUCGCCAUGAUCGCAGGAAUUGGUCUAUCUCCACUGCAAUAUAUUGAUAUGAAUUCUCCAAGAAACAUGUAUGUGGUUGGAUUUUCCAUUCUCAUCGCAUUGGUUAUUCCUGGUUAUAUUGAAAAGAACCCAACGCUUCUGACCACGGGAAUACCGACGCUGGACCACAUGAGCUACGUGGUCCUAUCGACUGCAAUGUUCGUGGCUGGACUAAUAUCUGCCGUUCUUGAUAACACCAUUCCAGGUACUGAUAAGGAGCGCGGGGUGGACCGGUGGCGAGCCCUGACAGCGGGAGCCGCCGCGGGGGCCGACAGCGACCCCACCUACCGCCUGCCCUGGGGCAUGCACCUCCUCGAAAGAUGGCGGUGGACCCGCCUGCUGCCCUUCAGCCCCACCUUCGAGGGUUUCCCAGAGCUGGGAGACGCAACCUGCUGCCGACGGCCACGCUCCCGACAGUGCAGCGUCGAACUAAAGAAAGCUGCAGCGAUCAGCCCCGCCUAAAUGAGGGCGGAGAAGGUCACUACGUGACCCGUGGAGUCGUGGAGUGACAGCUUGUGAGAAAGGAGUGUCGGAAAAUGGUGGACGCGCCUUCAAUGCCGACUGUGAUCCUGCAAUGCCUGUCAGUGCCUUAGUAAGGGCAGGUAGUGCCGCAUGGAUGCCGUCAAGCCAGGCAGAUGGCCCCUGUUGGAUGCGUUGAGGAAUUAAAGACAUUUUUACAAUGGGUAUCGACCUUCCAGCAUGGAAUAUGCGUCUCAGAAAGGACACCGUAUAUGUUCCUAUUUGUCGUGUGCCGUAUAAUGUAUAGGACUACAUAGGUAUACUUGAAUGCCAGCUAUGUCAACGGCAAGGUUAUUGCCUCUUUAAUUGUUAAAUAUAGCUAUAAUGGCUAUUUUAUAUUUUGUUCGUUAUUUAUAUGUGCCUUGCAUCAAUUGAAAGGCGUAAAUGUAUUUAGGGAAAAGCAGAAAGUCAUGAUGCUUAGCUUCAAAAAAUGCCUUUCAUUUUUUUAGAGGGCGUUGGCCACUUUUCUACUUGAUCGCUCCAGAAGAUCGUUCCAUGAACAGUCGUAAGCCGGUAAUGGGCAAUCAACAGCUUGAUGACCGUAUGAAUGUUUUUCUUAUACAUAGAACAGACAGGAAACCAAUCGACCAGCUGUACAGUACAGUACGCAUGACCACCCUGUCUUCCAAGCCGUCCUUCUGUAUCGUUGCAUUUAGAAUAAGGGCUAAGAUUAUGGUCGUGGAAAGCAAGGUCUAGUAUGUAGAUUGAUCAAUAUACGACAUCGACAUCGUAACGAUUACGGGUCGUGUCUUUUCCUUUAGGAUACUGUAGCUGCGUUUAGCAGUGCUAAAAUGAGCGAAAAUGCC
Molecule: messenger RNA, 2939 nt
Organism: Amphibalanus amphitrite
Lineage: Eukaryota; Metazoa; Arthropoda; Thecostraca; Balanomorpha; Balanidae
Product: solute carrier family 23 member 2-like
Exons: 14
Coding region: 259-2076 (605 amino acids)
Biological process (GO): transmembrane transport
Cellular component (GO): membrane
Molecular function (GO): transmembrane transporter activity
Source: RefSeq, a predicted model, not a curated record